This is a messenger RNA of Cajanus cajan (pigeon pea), 2610 nucleotides long. RefSeq lists its product as uncharacterized. NCBI's taxonomy places the organism in Eukaryota, Viridiplantae, Streptophyta, Magnoliopsida, Fabales, Fabaceae. The record is from RefSeq and is a predicted model, not a curated record. Gene Ontology annotation, molecular function: protein binding; mRNA binding.
CUUAAUCGGAUGAAGAUUUAGUUCACAAAAUUGUUGAUAACAAAAUUUCUGGUCACAUAGGUGAUGAAUUCCCCCCACAUUAUUAUCAUACAAAUUCUGGUUCUUUUCUUCUUCUAAGCAACAACCAUGUUGUUGCGAGACAACCACCGAAUAGCGAUUCAUGGUACAAUGUUGAAGCUCGUUGUGCGCAAAGGAAUCCCCAUCAUCACCCACCCUUCAUCAUUCUCCACAUCCACCUCUGACGAACACGUCAUCAUCAUCCACAACCUCACCUCCUCCGCCAACGACUUCGCCAAAGCCACCUUCCUCACCAGACUGCAUCUCCAAAACUCAACACCCCACACCCUCUUCCACGCUCUCACCCGCGCCAACCUCACGCCCCGCGCCUUCGCCGUCCUCAUACUCGCUUUCUGCCAACUGGGUCUCGUCCACCAAGCCCUCUCCCUUUUCAAAAACCAUUCUUUUCUUCCUCCGUUGCAGCCCUGCAACGCGCUUCUCCAUGGCCUCGUCAAGACCCACAUGUUCGAUUCCCUGUGGGAGGUCUACGGAGACAUGGUGUCGCGCGGCUUUUCCCCCACCGUUGUCACCUACGGCAUUUUGAUGAAUGGUUACUGCGUACAGGGUGAUUUUAGCAACGCGCGCAGGGUGUUCGAUGAAAUGCUCCAGAGAGGGAUUGAACCGACGGUGGUGGUUUACACUAUUCUCAUUCGCGCGUUUUGCAACGAGGGUCGGAUGGGAGAGGCAGAGGGCGUGUUUGGACGAAUGAGGGAAUCUGGGGUGGUGGCUCCCAAUUUGUACACUUAUAAGACCCUCAUGGAUGGGUAUUGCAGGAUGGGUGAUGUGAAACGGGUUUUUGACUUGUAUUGUGAUAUGCUGAAGAGGGAGUUGCACCCUGAUGUUGUCAUUUUUGCUACUCUGGUGGAUGUUCUAUGCAAGGUGGGGGAUUUGAAGGCUGCGCGAAACUGUUUUGCUUAUAUGGCCAAGUUUGAUGUUGUUCCUAAUGCGCAUGCUUAUAAUUCUUUGAUUCAUGGGUAUUGUAAGGUAGGGAACUUGGCUGGAGCAAUGCGCUUGUGGGUGGAAAUGGAAAAGUGUGGAAUCUUCCCUGAUGUUUUUACGUACAAUAUAGUCAUCAAGGGUCUGUGUGACUCUGGUAGAUUGGAAGAGGCUGAGGGUUUGAUGGAGAAAAUGGACAAAGUUGGGGUUCUUGCCGAUUCUGUGACAUACAAUGUGGUGAUUGAUGGGUGCUGUAAAACAGGUGACAUGGAGAAGGCUAUUGAGGUGUGUUCCCAAAUGACUGAAAGGAAAAUUGAACCAAAUGUUAUUACAUUUUCGACGCUGAUUGAUGGGUUUUGCAAGAAAGGAAAUGUAAAAGCUGCGAUGGGCUUGUACACGGAAAUGGUCAUCAAGGGUCUUGCGCCUUGCGUGGUAACUUACACGGCGUUGAUUGAUGGACACUGCAAGGUUGGAAACAUCAAAGAGGCUUUCAGGUUGCAAAAGGAGAUGCUGGAAGCUGGACUAACUCCCAAUGUGUUCACAGUUAGUUGUGUAAUUGAUGGCCUUUUGAAAGAUGGAAGGAUACAUGAUGCAAUCAAACUGUUCUUGGAGAAAACUGGAGGUAAAAUGGAUGAUGGUAGGUUUUGUGCUCCAAACAGUGUGAUGUAUGCCAUUUUAAUUCAAGGAUUAUGUAAAGAUGGACGGAUCUUUAAGGCCACCAAGUUUUUUGCGGAAAUGAGAUGGAAUGGAUUCAAACCAGACAUGCUAGUUUAUUUAACCAUGUUGCAGGCGCACUUUCAAUUCAAGCAUAUGAUUGAUGUAAUGAUGCUGCAUGCAGACAUGCUGAAGAUGGGUGUAGUGCGAAAUACUAACAUAUAUCGUGUAAUGUCUAGGGGCUAUAGAGAGAAUGGAUACUUGAAAUCAGCUCAUAUGUGUUCUGAGCAUUUAAUGGAAUGUGGCAUUCGGUUUCCUGAUUCAGGAGGGUGAUGCAGGUUUGGCCUCUUUGACUGCUAGAUAUAUUGACAAAAGAUUUUAACAACCGAUCUUGAGUUACUGAAAUCAAGCAUGCCACUGGUUCUUAGUACAUUACAAACAAUUACUUAACAAGUGAUGUUCACUAAGUUAUCAUUUGCACACAUUGUGCUUAUUUGGUACUUGACCAAAUUGGUGGGGCUCGGUGUGGCAUGAACGGGUCUGUUUUGAUCAUGACCGUAGUAGCAUUACUCCAAGACCAUUGAGAAAGGCAUUGCGACAUAAAGGGGACUUGCUUUCCAAGACCUACAUGAAGGGGACUUGGGGUGUGUUUGGAAAAAAAAGUUGGGUUGAACGUAACUCAGAUAUUUUCAAUCUAUCGGUAUUGUGACUUCUCCCUUUGUAGCUUCGAAAUGUACGAACUAAGUUUGGUAGAUUGCAAAUGGCAAACCAAACACACUUGCUUUCCAACUUUGAUAUGAGAAAGGCAUGUUAGCAUUGGAUCUCUAUGGUUUUCUUCUCAUCCAAAGAGCACCAAUGACAGAGAACUGACAUCUUUUUUCACAAAAGUUAUCCUGAGGAAUGCCCUCGUGAAUUUAAAACUAAAUACUUGAUUAAGUAAAAUGGUACUGAUCUUAAUGCGUA